CGCCGAUAGCGCGUUGAGGUGAGCCCGUUUCAUAACCUCGCAGUUUCAUAACAGAUACACCGAUUUCAGAGUCUGUGUUUUCUUUGCAAAGGAGAGGGAAGUUGCAUAUACUGAAACAUGAGUACACUUUGUGAGGUUAGUAAGGAGUCCCCAUGUAAGCCUAGUUUGGAAGAGGCAGCUGUUCCAGACGAAGAUGCUCAUAGCAGGGUUGGCUCGGAAACCGAUCUAGAAAUUUUAACAACGCGAGAUGGAGAAUCUCCCUUGACAGUAUCAUCUUUCCCGGCCAGUGAGAUGAUCACACAGAGUGUGAUGGAGGAGGAGGGCAAACUGGAGAAAGAGGGAGAGGCAGAGGAGGAAGAAGAGUUAAGAAAAAGGAAAGAGUUAUGGUUACAUAUGGAACAAGAGACAAAAGAAGAAAGGUAUCGGCGACUUCAGUGUCUUCUCAUGAAGAGUAAUAUGUAUACAGAAUAUCUACUGAGACGUAUGGAAAGACAGAGAGAAGAAGAGAAAAAGAGGAGAGAAAGAAUUCUCAAGAAACUUGCCAAAGAAGAACAGAAGAAGAAAGAAGAAACAUUGAAGACUCAACAAAACACAGAAAUAUCUCAGGAUUCUGAUGUUAAGGCUAAAAGUGAUGUGGUUAAAUCUGAAGGAAACGCUGCAGCAGCAGAUACUGAAAGUAGUCCGAAACCAGAACCGAAACCAGAACCAAGAAAAACUAGAGGAAAAUUAAAACUGCGAGCACCUGUUCCGAAAAGCACACUUUCAGGGUCAAGUACUCCAGCAGGGUCACAGUCGACUCCAAAUACUCCAGGCAUAGAAAGCGGGAAUACACCUAAAAUAGAAUCUGCUAAAGAGGAAAGUAUGGACACUUGUACCUCACCUGCGUCCAAUGUUGAAGGAAUUACUGGUUCUCCAUCAUCAGAUAAAGAGAACCGUCCUACAGGAAAACAAACAAGAACCAGUUUAAAACCACCAGAGGUAGAAGAUUUUGAGGAGACUUUGAGAGGGUAUCUUGGAGAGAAAUUAAUGCUGGAUGUAACUGUGAAAGAAGAACAGAACGAUAACUCUGAAGAUCCUCUUUAUGCAGAAUCAAAGAAAGGUAGAAAGAGAAAAAACUUGGAUUAUAAUGAACAAUCGCCACAGAGUGCCAAACUACUUACACAUUUCUUCCAGCCAUCAUCAAAGAAGAGAAAAGUUGAAGAGGAAGAAAAUACGGAAAUCAAAAUAGAGAAGAAAGCAAAGAAGGAAGUGGAAUUGUUUAAAGGCCAUCCUGAUAUUGACACAGAUGGUAAAAUUUUACGUCCAGCUCUUUUGACAGGGGGAGAGUUACGUAAUUACCAGGUAGAGGGACUCAAUUGGCUCAAGGUGUUGUUUGAGAAUGGUGUAAAUGGAAUGUUAGCUGAUGAGAUGGGACUGGGAAAGACUAUACAGUGUGUAGCUCUGUUGUGUCAGAUAGUUACCAUGGGAGCCCAUGGUCCCUUCAUGGUGGUUGCACCACUGUCAACACUUCCAAACUGGAAAAUGGAGUUUAAAAGAUUUGCUCCACAUCUACCUGUGGUAUUUUACCAUGGUUCAAAAGAUGAAAGAGCAGCAGUAGUGAAACAGAUCAGGAAGAAACAUCGGAUCAUGGAAAACGUUACUAUUCAGCCUGUUGUGAUUACCUCGUACGAGAUAGCAAUGAUUGACAGACCAGUGUUGAAGAACUUUGAUUGGACGUACAUGAUUGUAGAUGAGGGUCAUAGGAUCAAAAAUAAGAAUUGUAGAUUGAUCAGGGAAUUGAAGCAAUACAAGAACACUCACAGAUUGUUGCUAACUGGCACACCACUACAGAACAACCUUAGUGAACUAUGGUCACUGCUCAACUUCCUGCUGCCAGAGAUAUUUGAUGAUCUUGGAAGUUUUGAGACCUGGUUUGAUGUUGAAAUGAUAUCCGGCGAGGCAGCUGAUGAAGCGAUAAUAGAGGAAGAGCGAAAGAGCAAUAUCCUUGGCAUGUUACAUCAGAUUUUGACCCCAUUCAUGUUGAGAAGAGUGAAAGCUGAUGUAGAUUUAGAAAUCCCACCAAAGAAAGAACUUCUAGUUUACGCCCCACUUAGUAAAGAACAGCUGGAAUUUUAUGAAACAACUGUAGACAGAACCAUUUUCCAAAAGCUCAAAGGCAAAGAGGAAGAGGAAGAAAUCCCAGUAGAUUUAUACUCUACAGAAAGACCAAAGAGAGGGCGGAAAUCCAUAACAAAGAAGGCAGAGCCUGUAUCCUCUUUAAAUGCUGAAGUGUCCAUUAAAAUGAACAAUAUCAUGAUGCAGUUAAGAAAAGUGUGUAACCACCCAUACCUCUUGGAGUAUCCAUUAGAUGAAUUUGACAACUAUAAGAUGGAUGAAGACCUAGUGAAGAAGUGUGGAAAGAUGAUGAUCCUAGAUAAAAUGUUGCCAGAACUACGGAACAGGGGGCACAAGGUACUGAUAUUCUCACAGAUGACCAAGAUGUUGGAUAUAAUAGAAGAUUAUCUGUGUAUCAGGAAGAUUGAAUAUUGUCGACUUGAUGGUAGUUGCAAGAUAGAUGACAGACAGCAAUCUAUGGAGAAGUUCAAUACAGAUCCAAACACUUGGGUAUUCUUGUUAAGUACGAGAGCUGGAGGUCUAGGUGUGAAUCUCAUUGGAGCCGAUACAGUAAUCAUCUAUGACAGUGACUGGAACCCUCAGUGUGACCUGCAAGCUCAGGACAGAUGUCAUAGGAUAGGUCAAACCAAACCUGUUGUGGUAUACAGAUUUGUCACUGCUAACACUAUAGAUCAGAAAAUUGUGGAGAGAGCAGCUGGGAAACGUAAACUGGAGAAAAUGGUUAUACAUAAAGGAAAGUUCAAGUCUGGUAUAAACCAGGAUUUUACAAGUGAAGUGAAGCCAUUAUGCCCGGAAGAACUGAUGGAACUAUUAAAAUCUAAGGACCACUGUGGUGUAGUAGAACAGGGUAAACAUGGAGAAGUACUCAGUAAAGAAGACCUGGAUGCAUUACUAGACAGAAGUGAUCUAAUUGAGGAAUUUAACAAAUCAAAGAAGAACAAGGUAAAACAAGAGAAAGAAGAAAAACAAGAAUCCAAGUAAACUAUGAUAACGAAGACAUUAUUGAAGAACUUCUCUGCAAUGGUUACAGUGAUAUAAUCAGUAUCACCAAUGUGGUUGGAGAUGUAAACAUAAAGAUAACAAAUAUCAACACCAAAUAUAAUGUGAACAAAAUCUUGACCAAAGUUUGUUGUAUGAAUAGACCAUUUUAGUAAAAUCUCUAGUGAUAGCUAGAGAAUAUAUUUUCUGAUAGUUUCACACUAAACUUUUGCUGAUGUAUGUGGGCCUUUUUUGAAAGGGAUGAGACAUAUAUACUUCCUCCAAUUUAGUGCUUUAUCAGAUCAGUGACUGAUUUGGGAACAAAAUGAUAGAAGUUAGAUUGAAGUAAAAUUUAUUGUUUGUGUAGAUUUUUAGUAGUAAACCAAAGGUAUGUUGAAAAUGGUUGUAAAAAGCAUCUCAAACAGUUACAGGGGAUCAUUGUUGUAAAAAUCUCGUUAAACUGUAUCUGGUAUACAGAUUUUAGUUAUAAUAAAUAGUAAAAUAGAAUUUUAAAUAGAUUUUUAUUAGUGUUAUAUUAUUUUAGUCUUUUAUUAGCACAUUCUGUAGAUAAAUAGAUUGUUUUUUUGUUUUUGUUCCUGCAUCAUAGAGUUUGGAGCUUUCCAAUUUGUCUCUGUUUGUCAGUAUGGUCAAAUUUAGAUUUUAAGUUUUCUUUAUUUUAGUAAUUUCUAUGUAGAUUAUCUCCUAGAAAUAACGGUAUUCUGAAAUUGCAAGGUUGAUGUGUGAAUUUUUUGCCAUGUCACACAAAAUUUAUACAUUCCAAAUUUUUGGAAAGAAAUUUGAGUCAAGAUUGUUUACCACAAUUGUUGCUGGUUUAGUGAAUAGUAUAAAUAAAGAUAAGAUUUUUAUGCCCCCAAAGGGAGGCAUAUUAGUUUUCAACUGUCCGUUUGUUCAUUCGUUUGUCACAAUGUUAACUUUUUGCAUGAAGGCACUUUACUCGCGAACCACUGCACCAUGGACCUUCAAACUUCACAUGCCAAUAGUACUUAUUGAGUACAUGACCCCUAUUCACUUCGGGGUCACCAGGUCAAAGGUCAAGGCGCUGCGGGGGCAUUUGUCACCAUUAGUGACAGCUCUUGUUAAAAGUUAAUGUGAUCCUGUCACAUCAGGCUGUGAUUCCACAUCCACUGUAAGUUUGGAUUGAAUUAAAAUUUCAUAGGUGAUGUGUUGAUGUAUGUAAUGAACGAAAGCUUUGAGGCAAUCAGUAGUGGAUUAUGCUUUUUUGUUAUCUAAGGAUGUGCCAACACCUUCCAGUGGAUGCUGUUCUAGUUAUAUUUUCAGUGGUAGAGGGCACAUAGAAAAUUACUGUUUUAUAAGUAAACCCCCACAAUAGUUAGAAAUAUUAGUAUUGUUUAGAACAGAGUGCUUCUGUUGUUGAGAAAACAUGGUGCUAUUUCAAUUGUUUUAUUGGUUUCUGUUUUAUACUAAUAACAUUUGUUAACUUACUAGCUUUUGUUAAACAUGGUUAUGAUUUUCUUACCAUUUUGUUUAUUUCUUUACAAGUAUUUAAGUUGUCUUCUCCACUGAAUGCAAUGAUACAGAAGAUUUUGUUUGUUCAAUUUGCAAAACAUUAAAGGAUUAAAACAGGGAGAUGAUGAAAUUUCACUUUAUUCUUAAAGGGUCAUGCCUCCAGAUUACAAAACAUAAAAUAGACAGUAAUCAAAAAUGAGUCACAAGUAUUUCUUAAGAAGAAAUUUUAAUGUGCAUUGUAUAAAAUACUGCUAAAUUCCUUCCAUAUUUUAUCAGAUUUUGAUAGUAUGACUUGGGACUGUUGAGAGUUUUCUAUGUAUUUUAUCAACCAAAUGGGUGUUAAUGGAUAGUCUUCCUGUUUAAAACACACAGACUCAUUUAAGAAUGUCUUUUUAUGGUAAAUUACUAUCUAAUUAAAGCAUUUUCCAAUUGAUUAAAAACAUUUGACAUGAAUCUGGAGGCAUGCAUCUUUAAAAUGUAAAAAUUUGAAUCUGACUGUUGUAUUGAAAAUGAUAAACUGACAAAAUUACAGAUUUUCUGUUUAUUUUUGCUUGUCAAAGAUUGUGGAAGAACAGAGGUUGUAAAAUUUAGAAAAUGCUUGUAAAUAUAUACAUUCUCGUAUGCUCUAGAUCAAAUUUUUAAUUCAUACUUGUUGAUCAUUACUAUGUUUAUAAAUGUACAUCAUCCAGUAAUUGUUACUUUCUUACACAAUAAUUUGUUUUUGCCACUAGCCAAAGUGUUCAGAUCUUUAAUCAUCUGUAUGAUAGUUGCUUAUGUAUAUGUUAAUAUUUUUAACCAUCAGCCACUUAUUUUUUUAUUUAUUUUUUUUUUGAGAACAUUUUUAGCUCACCUGUCACAAACUGACAAGGUGGGCUUUUGUGAUCAUGCGGUGUCCGUCGUUCGUCCGUGCGUCCGUCCGUCCGUAAACUUUUGCUUGUGACCACUCUAGAGGUCAUAUAUUUCACAAGAUCUUCAUGGAAGUUGGUCAGAAUGUUCAUCUUGAUGAUAUCUAGGUCAAGUUCGAAACUGGGUCACGUGCCGUCAAAAACUAGGUCAGUAGCUCUAAAAAUAGAAAAACCUUGUGACCUCUCUAGAGGCCAUAUAUUUCACAAGAUCUUCAUGAAAAUUGGUCAGAAUGUUCACCUUGAUGAUAUCUAGUUCAAGUUCGAAACUGGGUCACGUGCCUUCAAAAACUAGGUCAGUAGGUCUAAAAAUAGAAAAACCUUGUGACCUCUCUAGAGGCCAUAUAUUUCACAAGAUCUUCAUGGAAAUUCAUCAGAAUGUUCACCUUGAUGAUAUCUAGGUCAAGUUCGAAACUGGGUCACGUGCCUUCAAAAACUAGGUCAGUAGGUCUAAAAAUAGAAAAACCUUGUGACUUCUCUAGAGGCCAUAUAUUUCACAAGAUCUUCAUGAAAAUUGGUCAGAACGUUCACCUUGAUGAUAUCUAGGUCAAGUUCGAAACUGGGUCACAUGCCAUCAAAAACUAGGACUGUAGAUCAAAUAAUAGAAAAACCUUGUGACCUCUCUAAAGGCCAUAUUUUUCAUGGGAUCUGUAUGAAAGUUGGUCUGAAUGUUCAUCUUGAUGAUAUCUAGGUUAGGUUCGAAACUGGGUCACGUUCGGUCAAAAACUAGGUCAGUAGGUCUAAAAAUAGAAAAAAAAUUGUGACCUCUCUAGAGGCCAUAAAUCAUGAAAAUUUGUCAGAAUGUUCACCUUGAUGAUAUCUAGGUCAAGUUCAAAACUGGGUCACGUGCCAUCAAAAACUAGGUCAGUAGGUCAAAUAAUAGAAAAACCUUGUGACCUCUCUAGAGGCCAUAUUUUUCAUGGGAUCUGUAUGAAAGUUGGUCUGAAUGUUCAUCUUGAUGAUAUCUAGGUCAAGUUCGAUACUGGGUCACGUGCCAUCAAAAACUAGGUCAGUAGGUCAAAUGAUAGAAAAACAUUGUGACUUCUCUUAAGGCCAUAUUUUUCAUGGGAUCUGUAUGAAAAUUGGUCUGAAUGUUCAUCUUGAUGAUAUCUAGGUCAAGUUUGAAACAGGGUCAUGUGCCGUCAAAAACUAGGUCAGUAGGUCUAAAAAUAGAAAAACCUUGUGACCUCUCUAGAGGCCAUACUUGUGAAUGAAUCUCCAUAAAAAUUUGUCAGAAUGUUCACCUUGAUGAUAUCUAGGUCAAGUUUGAAACUGGGUCACAUGGCUUAAAAAACUAGGUCAGUAGGUCAAACAAUAAAAAAACCUUGUGACCUCUCUAGAGGCCAUACUUUUCAUGGGAUCUGUAUGAAAGUUGGUCUGAAUGUUCAUCAUGAUGAUAUCUAGGUCAAGUUUGAAACUGGGUCAACUGCGGUCAAAAACUAGGUCAGUAGGUCUAAAAUUAUUGAAAUCUUUUGACCUCUCUAGAGGCCAUAUUUUUCAAUGGAUCUUCAUGAAAAUUGAUCUGAAUAUUCACCUUGAUGAUAUCUAGGUCAGUUUCGAAACUGGGUCACGUGCAAUCAAAAACUAGGCCAGUAGGUAUAUAAAUAGAAAAACCUUGUGACCUCUCUAGAGGCCAUAUUUUUCAUGAGGUCUUCAUGAAAAUUAGUGAGAAUGUUCACCUUGAUGAUAUCUAGGUAAAGUUCAAAACAGGGUCACAUACCUUCGAAAACUAGGUCAAUAGUUCAAAUAAUAGAAAAACCUUGUGACCUCUCUAGAGACCAUAUUUUUCAAUGGAUCUUCAUGAAAAUUGGUCAGAAUUAUAUCUUGAUAAUAUCUAGGUCAAGUUCAAAACUGGGUCACAUGAGCUCAAAAACUAGGUCACUAUGUCAAAUAAUAGAAAAAACGACGUCAUACUCAAAACUGGGUCAUGUGGGAAGAGGUGAGCGAUUCAGGACCAUCAUGGUCCUCUUGUUUCACUCUUCACAAACCAUUAGUUACAUUUCAUUUUUCACAAACCACGAGUUACAUUUCAUUCGUUACAAACUGUCAGUUACAAUUUUGUUAUAUAUUUGAUAUUCACAAGUUAUCCGUUUCUUUGAGGUACAGAAUGCUUAUUCCACAUUUAUCUAAUUCAUAAUUUAUCUAGUAACUUCAAGAAAAAAUUAACAGAAAUCUAGUCUGCUUUGGUUAUUGUAGAACAGUCGGCAAUGUUUAAUUUUGCAAGAUGUUUAUAUGAUGCAAGAUACAGGUAGGUACCAAUAUGAUACUAAUAUGUUAUAUAUGGUAACAUACUAAUAUGAUGUGGAAAAAUAGUUAAGUACUAACAUGAUGUGAGAUAAUAGUAAGGUACAACGUACCAAUACCACUGCCUAACCAUUUCACGAUAGGGUCUGAAGACUUGGUUCUUAAGUCUUUAGUCCUGUUGGUGCACUAUAGCCUGUACAAAAAAGAAUUCGUGAAGCACGGCAUUUUUAAGCUCGCCUGUCAUUAAGUGACAAGGUGAGCUUUUGUGAUCGCGCGGCGUCCGUUGUGCGUCCGUAAACUUUUGCUUGUGACCACUCUAGAGGUCACAUUUUUUUGUGGGAUCUUCAUGAAAGUUGGUCAGAAUGUUCAUCUUGAUGAUAUCUAGGUCAAGUUCGAAACUGGAUCACGUGCCAUCAAAAACUAGGUCAGUAGGUCUAAAAAUAGAAAAACCUUGUGACCUCUCUAGAGGCCAUAUAUUUCACAAGAUCUUCAUGUAAAUGGUCAGAAUGUUCACCUUGAUGAUAUCUAGGUCAAGUUUGAAACUGGGUCACGUGCCUUCAAAAACUAGGUCAGUAGUUCAAAUAAUAGAAAAACAUUGUGACCUCUCCAGAGGCCAUAUUUUUCAUGGGAUCUGUAUGAAAGUUGGUCUGAAUGUUCAUCUUGAUGAUAUCUAGGUCAAGUUCGAAAGUGGGUCACGUGCCUUCAAAAAGUAGGUCAGUAGGUCAAAUAAUGAAAAAACGUUGUGACCUCUCUAGAGGCCAUAUUUUUCAUGGGAUCUGUAUGAAAGUUGGUCUGAAUGUUCAUCUUGAUGAUAUCUAGGUCAAGUUUGAAACUGGGUCAGCUGCGGUCAAAAACUAGGUCAGUAGGUCUAAAAUUAGAAAAAUCUUUUGACCUCUCUAGAGGCCAUAUUUUUCAAUGGAUCUUAAUGAAAAUUGAUGUGAAUGUUCACCUUGAUGAUAUCUAGAUCAGUUUCGAAACUGGGUCACGUGCGAUCAAAAACUAGGCCAGUAGGUAUAAAAAUAGAAAAACCUUGUGACCUCUCUAGAGGUCAUAUUUUUCAUGAGAUCUGCAUGAAAAUUAGUGAGAUUGUUCACCUUGAUGAUAUCUAGAUAAAGUUCAAAACAGGGUCACGUACCUUCGAAAACUAGGUCAAUAGGUCAAAUAAUAGAAGAACCUUGUGACCUCUCUUAGAGACCAUAUUUUUCAAUUGAUCUUCAUGAAAAUUGGUCAGAAUUUUUAUCUUGAUAAUAUCUAGGUCAGGUUCAAAACUGGGUCACAUGAGCUCCAAAACUAGGUCACUUUAUCAAAUAAUAGAAAAAACGACAUCAUACUCUAAACUGGGUCAUGUGGGAACAGGUGAGCGAUUCAGGACCAUCAUGGUUCUCUUGUUUAAAGUUUCCUUUUGUUGGAAUUUCUAGGUGAUGAAGGCAUGCAGCUUUAAAAUGUAAAAAAAAAUAUUUUAAAAAUGGCAAUAACUAAAGAAAUUACAGACUUUAUAUAUAUUUUCCUUGUCCAGUAUUAUAAGUUAGCAUUGUAACAUUUGUAAAUGCACAUAAACACACUUACUCCUUCAUGUACUGUAUCAAAUUUUUGUAUAACAUUUCGUUGAUUGCAAAUCUUCCAGUAAUUGUUACUUUCAUAAACCAUUAUUUGUUUAUUCAAUAGCCACCAACAAAUGUGUUCAAAUUUUCAUCAUCAUUACCUGAAUUACUUAGAACUGUGAAUAUUUGCAAUAUUUUUGAACCACCAGGGACUGUGUUCACAUUGUUGCUGGAGAAACAUUUUUCUUUCUUCACAGACCAUUGGUUCAGAGUUUAAGAAUAGUUACUCAGUAUUUUAUCUAGUAACUUUGAAAAAAAUAAAAGCUGGAAAUCUA
Molecule: messenger RNA, 9603 nt
Organism: Mercenaria mercenaria
Lineage: Eukaryota; Metazoa; Mollusca; Bivalvia; Venerida; Veneridae
Product: lymphocyte-specific helicase-like
Exons: 25
Coding region: 118-3096 (992 amino acids)
Biological process (GO): DNA methylation-dependent constitutive heterochromatin formation; negative regulation of gene expression via chromosomal CpG island methylation; pericentric heterochromatin formation
Cellular component (GO): pericentric heterochromatin; nucleus
Molecular function (GO): chromatin binding; ATP-dependent chromatin remodeler activity; ATP binding
Source: RefSeq, a predicted model, not a curated record